This is a messenger RNA of Besnoitia besnoiti, 1401 nucleotides long. Its product is annotated as rhoptry protein ROP18. NCBI's taxonomy places the organism in Eukaryota, Apicomplexa, Conoidasida, Eucoccidiorida, Sarcocystidae. The transcript has 3 exons. The coding region runs from base 1 to 1401 and encodes 466 amino acids. The record is from RefSeq and is a predicted model, not a curated record. Gene Ontology annotation, molecular function: ATP binding; protein kinase activity. Gene Ontology annotation, biological process: protein phosphorylation.
AUGGUGUUUGACCCAAAACGCGCCAGAAAGGCGUCAUGCCGUGUGUGGCUAGCUCUAGCUGCACUGGGCACUGUCUUGGGGGUGCACAAGGGGGUGAGCGUGCAUUUAAGCUCGCAGUUCGGUCACCUGCUCGCUUCAGCGGUGACCUCAAGAAGAAGCCACGUGACCGCGGGAUCGGUUGCACCAGGGGAGGACGAUCCCCACGUCGGGAGCUCCUUCACUGAGUCCUCUCCUUUAGAAGACACCCCGGCCAGUACACUCGCGGGGGCCGCAAGAACUGUUGGGCGCCAUGUGUCUGGAGCGUCCGGGCGGCUCGCCCACUUCAGGGGAUCGCGAUUAGAGGAACCAGGUUCUUCGUCGGAUGCGAGUUUUGCAGACCUGGGUCAACCAGAGGGAGCUGACCUCGCGCUGGUUCAUGGCAUAGAGCCAGGGGACUCCAUUGUCAAGCACCUUUUGACACUGGUAUCGAAGCAAAUCCACCCAGUCGAUCGCCAGGCGGGGGCAUUCAGGACACUGGACAAAGGGCUCUCCGCUACGUUCUGGCCACAGGACGUGACCGUGGAAGUGGUCUCGGUGCGGACGGGAGCGCCACGGCGGCUCCGAAGGGGGCCCGUCUUCGGCAGGGGCGACUUCGGGAUGGUGUUCACGGCUUCCGACGUGGACACCGGAGCAGAGUUCGCCGCAAAAGUUCCUAUUGCUCUCCGCGAGCCUUUCAAGAUGUCACAAGAGGAUGUGAUGGCAGAGGGUCGUUUAACUGAUGCGUUCGCCACGGUCAAAGACCCAAGGGAAGCUCAAGCCGUUCUUCGAUUCUUGGUCCCCACCGACAUGGUGCAGUUUCCAAACAAGGAGACCUUCGCUGUCGCUAUCCCUGGCUCGCGAACGUUGAUCGGAAAUGUUUUCUUCUUGAUGCCGAAGGCCUAUACAGACCUUCAAGAUGUUAUCAACGCAAUGUGUGAUCCUGCCGUACGGGACAGCGACAUCGUGUACCAUGCCCGCCUACAGCUAUCCUAUGAUCUAAUACGGCUGGUGGCCAAUCUCCAACGCCAAGGAGUCGUGCAUGGUGACUUCAGAGAGGCUAAUCUUCUGGUGAUGAAAGACGGGCGUCUGUUUCUGGCUGAUUUUGGCUCAAUGCGCAAGGAAGGGCAAAAAACCCAUCGCGGAGACUCGCUAACCGCACACAUCAAAGAUGAGGUUAUGGAACUCGGAUCGGUGUUAACGAAUCUAUGGGGCAUAGAGUUGGGCUACUUCCUAGCACUCGAGCACAGUCCAAACAAACCGAUGGAAACAUGCGGCCCGCCGCCUCCCCAGUACAUGGACGACGUCCCAUCGGUAUCUCGUGGCGCAGUGCGACGUGGCAAAGCCGGAGCAUCAACGUCUUUUGCAGGUCCCCUGUUGACAUAG